Molecule: messenger RNA, 2381 nt
Organism: Erpetoichthys calabaricus (reedfish)
Lineage: Eukaryota; Metazoa; Chordata; Cladistia; Polypteriformes; Polypteridae
Gene: cfi
Product: complement factor I
Biological process (GO): proteolysis
Cellular component (GO): membrane
Molecular function (GO): protein binding; serine-type endopeptidase activity
Source: RefSeq, a predicted model, not a curated record
UGUGUACCAAUCCCACCCGCCCACCUGGAUCAAUGGUGGUUAACUAUUAGGCCGCAGGAGUGUGAGAUUACAAAAACCGAUUGCAGCGCUGGGACGAACAGAACAGCGCAGCCAUGAAAGUCCCGGAGCGCCGCGGUCCUCUGCUUCUCCUCUUCUGCCUGAUUCCGAUCUGUGUCAUCAGAGGAGCAAGUCCUCCAAAGAGUAAAGAGUCCCAUGAAAUCUGUUGUUCCGACAGUGACGAGGUUGUGCACAUCACCAGGACCACUACUCUGGCUACCACUCUGGCUACCACUCCAGCUACCACUCCGGCUACCACCACUGAAAAGAUCCCUACUGAAGAUGAGUAUCUACAAAUCGGGAACUGCAUGGAGCAGAAAUUCACUUACCAGUCGUGUCAGAAGGUCUUCUGCCCCCCAUGGAUGAGGUGCAUCAAAGGACAGUGCCUUUGCAAGCUGCCCUAUCAGUGCCCAAAGGACACGGGCUCCCCGUCCUGUGGCACCGACCAGAGAAACUACAGGUCCUUCUGUCAGGUGAAGAGCAUGGGCUGCAACGGCAGAAAUGUGAACUUCUCACACACUGGUAACAACUGUACAGACCAGUUUCAGUCUUGGUUAAAUCUCACAUCAGACAACGUAACUUCUCUGGUCCAAAUGCAGUGGCCUGGCUCUUCCAAGAACCUGCUCAUCUGUGGAGACACCUGGAAAAUCCCAGCAGCGAAUGUCAUCUGCAGUCAAGAUGGACAUGAAAGAGGUGCAAAAGAAGCCAACACCUUAAAGUACUCGGAGGUCACCACAGCCAACAAGCCACUCAAGUGUGUAAACGUCCUGUGCACCGGACUGGAGAGCACCUUGGCGGAGUGCACCAUCUACAAAGAGAAAAACUUAACAGAGAACAUGAAUGUCGCCACCGUCCAGUGCUACACGGACACCUACAGGGUUUGUCACCUUAGCAGAGAGUUUCCCUGCGUCAAUGGGAAAUGCAUUGCCUUGAACAGGACUUGUGAUGGCAUCAACGACUGCGGGGACCAAAGUGAUGAGCUCUGCUGCAAAAAAUGCAGAGAUGGCUUUCAAUGCAAGUCGGACGUGUGCAUCCCCUGGGAGUCCGUUAAGGACGGCGUGCACGACUGCCUGGGAGGAGAGGAUGAGACCGAAGCAGCAGAAGACUCAAAGAAGCGUAAGGAGCAUCCCGUGUCUACACAUUCUGGAAGAACUUUAUUUGCUGGAAGCCAUUCUUCACAAGCCAUUUCCAACGUGACCGAAGGAAGCCAUUCUUCACAAGCCAUUUCCAACGUGACCGAAGAAAUCGUAGCUACCAGGAAUGCAAUCUCAUCUUUAACUUGUGGGGUACGCAAAGCAACCCCGGUGCGAGCCAAGCGUCUUUUGGGAGGAAAGGUCGCGCUUAAGGGGGAGGUUCCAUGGCAAGUAGGAAUUGACGACCAGAACGAAGUCUACUGUGGAGGAAUUUACAUUGGGGGCUGCUGGGUGCUGACGGCUGCCCACUGCGUGAGGCCAAAACCCGAGCUGUAUCGGGUGAAGCUUGGCAUGUGGAACUCCAUAAAAAGCGACGUGAACACCGACUCCUUGCCUGCGGAAAAGGUCAUCAUCCACGAGGACUUCAACCCCUCCACAUACGAGAACGACAUCGCGCUGAUCAAGUUCAAGAAUGUUUAUAAGAACAAGGAGUGCAUCCGAGAGAAUAAGUUCAUCGCCCCCGUCUGCGUUCCCUGGUCGGAGUAUCAAUUCAAACCUGGUCAUAAAUGCAUUAUUUCUGGUUGGGGGCGCGCAGAAGCAUAUAAACGAGUCUAUAUUCUGAAUGUGGCCACCAUUGAGAUUAUCGGGAACUGUUCCGGCAUUUAUAAAAACCGCUAUUUCAAAGGGAUGGAAUGUGCCGGUACCUUUGAUGGAUCAGUGGACACCUGCCAAGGCGACUCUGGUGGGCCGCUCGUGUGCACAGAUGACAGUGGGGUGGCCUAUGUGUGGGGGAUCGUCAGCUGGGGUGAAAAAUGCGGAGUUGCCUAUUACCCUGGGUGUACACCAAAGUCGCCUACUACUACGAAUGGAUCAGUUACCACGUGGGCAGAAGUAGCAUUAGCAGGUAUAACAUAUGAAGGAAAGAAAACCAGAAGCUGUAGUCCUGUGGGCCUGACAAAUAACAGAGCAAUGGCAACAGGCAACUUCACAGAAGAGGAGAAGCCAGUAAUGAAAAGGCAUCAGUCAAUUAAAAUGAGUUCUGAAAUCACCAUUUUGUGUGAGGUGUCCUUGUUUGAGUUUCCUUCACUGUGAGGACCUGUUGUGCUUGUCUGCGUACAGCAGGCUUAUGAGUGGGUAGUAAGAGCCAAGUAAAGAACCCACCUUAAUAAAAGGACAAGUGUUUGCGAGGUU